Messenger RNA from Sorghum bicolor (sorghum), 1382 nucleotides. RefSeq names its product cytochrome c-type biogenesis protein CcmE. The transcript has a single exon. The record is from RefSeq and is a predicted model, not a curated record. Gene Ontology annotation, molecular function: heme binding. Gene Ontology annotation, biological process: protein-heme linkage; cytochrome complex assembly. Lineage: Eukaryota; Viridiplantae; Streptophyta; Magnoliopsida; Poales; Poaceae. Gene Ontology annotation, cellular component: plasma membrane. The coding region runs from base 118 to 912 and encodes 264 amino acids.
CGUGCCGUGCGCAACAAGCCGAUCGGCAGCCGACCGCCGCGCCCGCGCCUUUCCCUUCCGGCCCUUCCGCAGGCCGUAGCCUCCAGAUCCCACCAGACCCCGACCGGACCCGAUCCCAUGGCCUUCUCGCGGCUCCUCCCGUCCCGCAGCCGCCUCCUCUCCACCACCCUCCUCCACACGCCGGGACCCAUCCCCACCCCGCGCGCGACCGCCGCGGCGGCCGCCGCCAGCCCCACCCCGCUCGGCCCCUUCCUCCGCAGCUUCGCCUCGGCCACGCGGCGGGCGGGGCCCUCCUCCUCCCGCCCCCGCGCCGCGGACAUCGGCGCCCGCGCGCGGCAGCUGCAGACGCGCCGCCUCUGGUCCUACGGGCUCGCCUUCGCCUGCACGGCCGGGUUCGUGGUCACCGUGCUCGCCACGUUCCAGGACCAGCUCGUCUUCUACGUCACGCCCACCGACGCGCUCGCCAAGUUCACCGCCGACCCUUCCAAGUCCCGCGUCCGCCUCGGCGGCCUCGUCCUCGAGGGCUCCGUCGCGCACCCCUCGCCGUCCUCCCCCGAGAUCGAGUUCGUCGUCACCGACCUCAUCACCGACGUGCUCGUCCGCUACGAGGGCGCGCUGCCCGACCUCUUCCGCGAGGGCCACUCCGUCGUCGUCGAGGGCCUCCUCAAGCCCUUCACCGACGACCUCCGCGGCGACGGCGGGAGGAAGGUGACCGAGAAGGCGCGGGAGUGCGCGUGCUUCUUGCGCGGCACCGAGGUGCUCGCCAAGCACGACGAGAAGUACAUGCCCAAGGAGGUCGGCGAGGCGCUCGAGCGAAACAAGAAGCGCCUCGAGGCCGAGGCAGAGGCGGCGGCCGCCUCUCAAGGGUCCACUGUGGCUGCGGCGACGGAGGGAGCAAAGGCAAGCUCGUAAGAUUUUGCCCUCCUUCUGGUUUGAGAGUUGCUGGAUCUUGAGUAUGAGGCAUCCGGCAUAGGUAGAUUUCCAUUUGAUUUCACUCUGGCGCUGGGGGAUAUCUGCAGCGCGAUUGAAUUUGAUUCUAAGCUGAUGUGAUUGUUGAGCUGGGGAUCAGGCAAUUUUUGUUAGCGGAAUAAUGACAAAUGUUGGUUGAACACAGUAUACAUACUCGUUUUGAAGUAAAAUAUAGUGUACUCCUUCCACUGAGUGGUAUUAUAGAUUUACAAGCCUGAGCUAUAGGCGGAUUUGAAUUUGAUUUCACUCCAGAACUGGGGAUAACAUGAUUCAGUUUAAGCUGAUUGUAGUACUUUUGGCCAGGAGAGAAAGCAUUUUUUUGUCAAGGGCUGAUUGAACAUGGCUCCAUGUAUUGUUUCUCAAGCAUUAUUAUCAGUGAUACUAUUUCAACUGAGUAAUAUGGUUUUGUGUUA